AUGAAUGGAGAUCUACCCGCUGGGAAGAUGGCUUCCGCCACCUGUUCCAUAGGCCCCAUGGACGGCAUGGAGCUCCUGGACCUCCUGUUUGAUCGACAGGAUGGAAUUCUGAGACAUGAAGAUCUGGGGGAGGACUGGGGCCACGCUGGAGACCAGGUCCUGCCGGCCCCGGAAUCUGAUGAUUUCCUCAGCUGUAUCUUGGGUUCUGGAGACUCAGCGCCGAGCUCCCCUCUCUGGUCUCCUGUGGACAGCGACAGCGGCAUCUCUGAAGAUCUGCCCUCCGACCCGCAGGAUACUCCUCCACACAAUGUGCCCACCGCCACCCCGGCCGGCUGCCAUUUCUCGGAGUCUGGCAAGGGGCUCUGCCCCCCCUACCUUCCUCUCCCCCACAGCCCCAGCAGGCCUCCUGGGCCAGUGGCCCAGGUGCUCGAGGCCUCUGUGGCCAUAGACCUGGAAAUGUGGAACCCGGGCCUCUAUCCUGAGGAGCAGGCUGAGCUGGCAGUCUCGCCCCCAAGCUGCAGCCUCACGGUGAAAGACCUUCUCCUCUCCGGCAGUGGUGGAGACCUGCAACAGCAUUCCUUGGCAGCCCCCCACCUGCUGAGAUCUGGGACUGGGCACUGCCAGGAACUGGUGCUGACAGAGGACGAGAAGAAACUGUUGGCCAAAGAAGGCAUCACACUGCCCACCCAGCUGCCCCUCACCAAGUAUGAGGAGCGAGUCCUGAAAAAAAUCCGCCGGAAAAUUCGGAACAAACAGUCAGCCCAAGAAAGCCGUAAAAAGAAGAAGGAAUAUAUUGACGGCCUGGAAACUCGGAUGUCGGCCUGUACUACCCAGAACCAGGAGCUUCAGAGGAAAGUUUUGCAUCUCGAGAAGCAGAACCAGUCCCUCUUGGAGCAGCUAAAGAAACUCCAGGCCAUUGUAGUCCAGUCCACCAGCAAGACAGCCCAGGCAGGCACCUGCAUAGCGGUCCUGCUGCUCUCUUUUGCCCUCAUCGUCCUCCCCUCCAUCAGCCCUUUUGCCAACAAAGCCGAGAGCGCCGGAGACUUCACACCUGUGCGAGUCUUCUCCAGAACUUUGCACAACGACGCUGCUUCCCGUGUGGCCCUCGACACCAUACCAGGUUCCGAGGCCCGAGGACCUCAGGCCGAGGCUGGCGCACCUCAGGGAGGGUCUCCAGGCAGCCGCAAGGUGCACUGGAAAUCCCAGGACGUGCUGCCUCUGGAAAACUCAACGGAGGAGCUGAACAAGUCGACCCUGAUCCAGGGCAACUGGGCAGAGCAGCUGGGCCGGGCCGCCCUGCUGGGCUGGGCCUCAUCUGAGCCAGCACUCAGCCCAGGUCUCGUGGGGCUGGAGGCGGUGGGGGAGGAGCUGUGA
Messenger RNA from Pipistrellus nathusii (Nathusius's pipistrelle), 1374 nucleotides. Lineage: Eukaryota; Metazoa; Chordata; Mammalia; Chiroptera; Vespertilionidae. The record is from the annotation of a GenBank genome assembly.